Acanthaster planci (crown-of-thorns starfish) is the source of this 1858-nucleotide messenger RNA. RefSeq lists its product as uncharacterized. The record is from RefSeq and is a predicted model, not a curated record. Lineage: Eukaryota; Metazoa; Echinodermata; Asteroidea; Valvatida; Acanthasteridae.
CUUAAGUCCUGUUUCUUGUUCGGAAACAUGAUAACAUCGAGGUUUUAGAUCCUGGUUAUGGCCAAUAUAAGGAGGUGAAAACGUUCCGAGUACCAGUUCGCUUAUGUGGAACCCUGGGCAGUAGUAUUUUUCACUCUGGAGUGCAUACUUGGACACGUUUCUUAAUCAACAGUCGGUGAAAGUCGAAUUCUUCUGUGAUAUCCACCAAGAUGGCCAUGUACGGACUCCUUGGUGCCAUACUAGCUGUCUUGAUCGGGAUGGCCUGGGCCCAGCACUGCUCGGAGCGGCCAGGGGGCUGCUGCCCCGGCCGUAAUGAUGCAUGUACGGCUCCGGGGACGUCCUGUUUUUGCGACGAUUACUGUCAGCAGGCUUCUGAUUGCUGCUCCGAUUUCCCCAGCGGCUGCACCAAUCCAACCACGAGCUCUGCAACCACCACGGCUCAGCCAACUACCAGCUCUCCACCAACCACAGCUUUGCCAACUACGGCAUCGGGCAUUUGCGGUUCGACUGUCCAAUCACUGGCCUGUCAGGUCCAGAGCGACAGCCGUAUUACUCUGCUAAAUGUCAACCCCUCCGGGGUCAAUGAUGGAGCAGAUGCCAAAUCCAACAUCAAGGACACGUGCGAUGGUGGAGAAGCGAGGAGGUCAAGCUAUUGUUGCACGUUGAGCGGUGGCAAGACGGGAUGCUCGCCAGGAGGUUCGAUCUGUCUGAGUGAAGACGUGUUGCAGUACCUACUUGAGCUGGCGAACUCGGGCGCCAGCUUUCAGGUCAAUUCCAUUGCUGGUGCUUGUCACUCCAACACGUCUUACCACUAUCAGGGUACCGCGGUGGACCUGCAGGUAUUUGACGAGUCCUCGCACGUUGCCUGGAUGAACAGGUGCGCAUCCAUGGGAGCCGUGGAGAACAAGGGUCCAGGCGACCGUGGCCAUAGCACCCACACCCACUGCGCCUUCUAAACUUAGGUUACCAGUUUUUGGCAUCCUGCGUAGUUGCCAAAGUACCAGCGAUUCAGUCCUUUUUGCCUGUUGGACGAUUGGCUUAACUGCAACAAUAAAGUUCCAGCACUCGUUCACGUAUUCGAGUUUGCCGUAGUGUUCUUUCGAAUUCGUAACUUGGCUAAGCCUCAGUUUCACGAUCACUGUCCUGUAGCUGGGGCGUAACACAUAGCGUAUUGAUAGUUGUUGCUUCAUUAACAUGAGAGUGGUGAACUCGUUCAUAGGUAAUAGCCGCAGCUUUCGACAGACGUUGUGUGCUAGCAAUGAUAGGCCUAGAUACGAACGAUUUAAGAUCUUUAUAAUUACAGGGUUUUUUUAGAGGCCUUGAUCUAGCUCUGCUCGAGUUUCGGUCACUUUAAUUUUAUGUGGUAGCAUUUUCCGUUAGCGAAAGAAAACCUGCUUCCCCAAAAUACAUGUAAUGUGUUAGGAGGCUUUUACUUUUUUAUUUAUUUUUUUUACAACAUUUAUCUGUACUGUUUACUUGUUUUGACGACCUUUUUUUCCUUCGUAACGGUCCUUCACUUGCGAAUGCUGACAUCAUAACCCAGAAAAUAACGUCUGGAAACCAUAUACGUGUAUUUUUUUCUUUGAGGCAUUGCAUAUACAUGCAGUUUAACCAGUCAAUGAGACUGAAUCGCUCGUACGAUAUCACUCAACCGAUCUUUCUCUAUGUAUCUCUUUAAGUAGUUUUCCAGAAAACGUGUCAAUUAUUUCAUUUGUUUUUAUUUAUCGUCGUAUUUUUGGACUCUUGCCAGUGAUGUGUUGAAGAAUAGUAAUGGCACCUCUCUUUUCAUCAGUACAAAAGUGACUAUAUUUCCAGGUAAAGUUCAUCAAGUGGUGAUUAUACGUAAUGGAAGAGACAU